AUACAUGGGACUCGGGAUUGGACUCUGGAUGAUCGCACCGCAUGUCCUCCUGCUCAGUCAGCCUUACCUAAGUAUACAUGUGGGUUGAAUAUAUAUGGUCCUCUUUUUUUCUUUUCUUUUUUGAAACAGAAUAUUGUCCUAAAAAAAUUACAGCUUUAUUUUGUAACAUUUGGACUGUCCCAAUUUUGAGAUUGUAUGUAGCCUUGUCAUUGGGUUAUAUUAAUAAAAAAAAUCAUGAAGAUAAAUGUAAACUAAGAAUUUUAACUCACUGUAAUAUAUUUUACAGUAGAUUUGUUACACGUGUUCUUCGUAGAUGGGAUAAGCUAAUCCAAAUUAAGUAUUUUUCCUGGUCAGAAUGCAUAUUAAAGUUUCGUCAUGAAAAAACAAAAAGUAAUUCAUAUUCAACGAAAAAACAAACUAACAAAUAUCUUUUCAAAAUUUCUUUCCAUGUAAUCACUUUCUUUGGAUGUAUUAUUAUUAUUUUCCUUUUGCAUUUAUUAUUUAGUUAUAUAUUUUCUCUACAUUUUAUGAUUUAACCAGAAAAGUCCAUUAAAAGGUAUUUUGUCAAUUAUAAGACUGAGACCAUGCAUACCGCUUAGGCGCUUAGCCUCUAUAUAAAUUGUUUACACUCAUCUGCUACAACAACACUCAGAGUUGAAUAAAAACAUAAAAAAUAGACCAAGAGAACAUUCUUCCGAUCAAUCAACGUCGGAAAAUGGCAAAUCUACCAGAUUCACUAUACGAGGAUUACAGUACAAGCAAGUUGACGUUGCCAUCUGCUUCUUCCUUUGCUCCAACCACCACUGUCGUACCUUUUCCGGACAUGGACACAAUUAUCCAGUGGAUCAAUGAUCUUCAUAAUGAGAUUCCAUUUGUCUCUAAUUCCGCGCUCCAAAACCUUGUCACUCAUAGGAACACUUAUGAGAUCUUGCCGCUGCUAUUAUGGAAAUCUCCUUGUACAAUGACCAUGAUGUUGCAGGAGAUCGUGAAAAUCUACCCACACAUCUCAACUCCAGUACACUCUCGGGAGGGGAAGCCACCUCGAGCGUACAAUAUUCUGCUUUUGUUCCAGUGCAUAGCUCAUUAUCCGGAGACAAGAGGCUACUUCCUUAAGGCUGAGAUGCCACACUACUUAUUUCCUUUGAUGGACAUCAAUCUCACCGACAAGCCUAUCGAAUGCUUAAGGCUUGGUGCAUUGGGUGUCCUUGCUCAUAUGUUGAAGGCGGUACAUACAGUAGUAUCCUUCUCUUUCACAGCAUAUAUUUUUGUCACAAAAAGACUUAAUAUUAUUUUGAACAUCUCACUUGUCUUACAGCCUAUAGACGGAGCUGCUGUUCGUUUCCUUAUGGACAAUGGUGCUUUACGUUAUUGCACCAAAGCUAUCGAGAUUGGCUCUACAGAGUCAAAGACAGUUUCUGUGUUUAUAUUGAACAAGAUUCUGUCAACUAAUGAGGGGCUUCAGUACUGCUGCGUCUUGGCUGAUCGUUUUUUCCUCAUAGACGGUCUCCUGAAAAAGCUGCUUGUGUAUCUUUCUUCCAUGACCAACCCUUCUCCCAGCUUGUUCAAUCUUAUUGCUGGUUGCUACGCCAAGCUCUCCCAGAAGCCCAGAGCUCGUGAGGGGUUAUGGCGUUUCCCUCCUGUCAUGCUGCUCAACGGAACCUUCGCCAGUUUAUUUGCUGUAAGAUUGGAACUCUUUCUUGAGCUCUGUAUGGAUUUGGUCAAGAUUCAGAUUGUUUUUGUGUGUGUGUUUUUACGCAGGAGGACCCAGACGCUGUUAACUACCGUAAGCAGCUGAUUCGGAACAUGCAAAGCAAAGUUAUGAAGUAGCAGAAACACACAGUUUUACUCCAGCGUGACGCUAAGUAAUAACUAAGAAGACAGAAAAGCUAUGUUCUUGUUUUGGUUUACUCUCUUCUUCAGAUGACUCUUUUUUAUUAUCUUUCAGCAUUGUUUUUCUCUCUUUUGGGAUACAUUUGAACCCUUUUUCUAUCUUCUUCUCCUUUCAAGUAUUUUAUAUUUUGAUUUCUCUCCAGAGGGAGAAAGGAUUUGCUUAAUUUGCAACUUGAUGGUUGAUACUGCU
Brassica napus (rape) is the source of this 2080-nucleotide messenger RNA. RefSeq names its product CCR4-NOT transcription complex subunit 9-like. Bases 716 to 1795 code for a protein of 359 amino acids. The record is from RefSeq and is a predicted model, not a curated record. Gene Ontology annotation, biological process: mRNA catabolic process; negative regulation of translation. Gene Ontology annotation, cellular component: CCR4-NOT core complex; P-body; CCR4-NOT complex. NCBI's taxonomy places the organism in Eukaryota, Viridiplantae, Streptophyta, Magnoliopsida, Brassicales, Brassicaceae. The transcript is spliced from 7 exons.